Hemibagrus wyckioides is the source of this 2493-nucleotide messenger RNA. RefSeq names its product cholinergic receptor, nicotinic, alpha 2a (neuronal) (gene chrna2a). The transcript has 6 exons. The coding region runs from base 81 to 1637 and encodes 518 amino acids. Gene Ontology annotation, molecular function: transmembrane signaling receptor activity; acetylcholine-gated monoatomic cation-selective channel activity. Lineage: Eukaryota; Metazoa; Chordata; Actinopteri; Siluriformes; Bagridae. Gene Ontology annotation, cellular component: neuron projection; postsynaptic membrane; synapse. The record is from RefSeq and is a predicted model, not a curated record. Gene Ontology annotation, biological process: nervous system process; signal transduction; monoatomic ion transmembrane transport.
GAGCGCAACUAAGGACAUCAUGUAAAUGACAUCUGGACAUCAUUUAUACCUUGGCAUCGAACAUUGCACUAGAUAAGGACAUGGGACGAGAUUUUUUGCUCUUCUUGGCGCCGUUGCUCUGCUGUGUCUGUGAGGCUGAUGACUGGACCCAUGCUCAUGCUGAGGACAAGCUCUUUAAAAAACUCUUCAGUACCUACAAUAAAUGGUCCAGACCUGUGAUGAAUAUCACUGAUGUAGUAAUUGUCAAGUUUGGCCUCUCAAUUGCUCAGCUGAUUGAUGUGGACGAGAAAAAUCAGAUGAUGACGACAAACGUAUGGCUCAAGCAGGAAUGGAAUGACUAUAAACUGCGUUGGAAGCCCUCGGAUUACGACAAUGUAACAUCCAUCAGGGUGCCAUCAGAGCUGAUAUGGGUACCAGACAUUGUCCUAUAUAAUAAUGCAGAUGGUGAGUUUGCUGUGACUCACAUGACCAAAGCCCACCUGUUUUACACUGGGGAGGUGCGUUGGGUGCCUCCAGCCAUCUAUAAGAGCUCAUGCAGCAUUGAUGUCACGUUCUUCCCCUUUGAUCAGCAAAACUGCAAAAUGAAGUUUGGCUCUUGGACAUAUGACAAAGCCAAAAUUGAUCUGGAGCGCAUCGAGAAAACUGUGGACCUGAAGGAUUACUGGGAAAGUGGGGAGUGGGCUAUUGUAAAUGCUGUGGGUACAUACAACACCAAAAAAUAUGACUGUUGUCAUGAAAUCUACCCAGACAUCACAUAUUUCUUCAUCAUCCGUCGCCUUCCUCUUUUCUACACCAUCAACCUCAUCAUCCCCUGCCUGCUCAUCUCCUGCCUGACUGUGCUGGUCUUCUACCUGCCCUCAGACUGUGGGGAGAAGAUCACACUGUGUAUAUCUGUCCUCCUCUCCCUGACUGUCUUCCUCUUGCUCAUCACUGAGAUUAUUCCAUCUACAUCUUUGGUCAUCCCACUCAUUGGAGAGUAUCUGCUCUUCACCAUGAUUUUUGUAACUCUCUCCAUCGUCAUCACUGUAUUUGUAUUAAAUGUGCACCACCGCUCUCCCAGUACUCACAAGAUGCCACGCUGGGUUCAGUCUGUGUUCUUGGGCUUCAUCCCCCAUUUUCUCUUCAUGAAGCGUCCAGAGCCUGGGCAAACACGCCGGCAGCACCAAGAAAAGAAACAUGCUCUGAGUCAGUGCUCCAAUCUCAGCACCUCUAAAAGCUGGCUGCAGCAGGAGACAGAUGUGGAUGUAGGUGUACACUGGAAUAAGGAGGGCAAUGCGGCCACCUGUUUGUUCUCUCCUGCUACAUCUUUAAACUUGUCUGACUCUGAGACCUCACUGAGAAAGUGUGACAUGCAACAGCAAGGACCGAGGAUAACCCUCAUUCAACAACCUGUCAACCUGAACCAUCUGGAGUCUGAGCCGAGAUUACCGUACUCCCCAGGUCUACUACAGGCCUUAGAGGGAGUGCAAUACAUUGCUGAUUACCUGCGUGCCGAGGACACAGACUUCUCUGUCAAGGAGGACUGGAAAUAUGUAGCAAUGGUGAUUGACCGCAUCUUCCUCUGGAUGUUCAUCAUUGUGUGCCUGCUGGGGACAGUUGGCCUCUUCUUGCCUCCCUGGCUCUCGGGGAUGAUCUAGCUGCUUGCUAUGGGCUUACUGAUAAUGACAUCGGGCCUCUAAGCAAUGUUCAACCUGUACAACUGGGCCAAGACCUGCCCUAGAGACAAGUGCAUUUUUAAAAGGAGAGAACAGUCAUUUUUCGUGCAUUUGGCUUUGGAUUCAGUUCUUGCCUUCACUGCGUUAAAAGAAUUUUAACAACCUGACUUUACAGACCUUUUCAGUACAGAGGAUAUUUGGGUGCGAUGUCAGUGAUGUAACGAGUGUGGUUCCGAGUAUAUCAGUUCAUUCAGGUAUUACCUGAGGUCACAUUGAAUUGUUGUAAUAGUUCAGAUCCUCUCAUGCGUGACUUUGCCCAUCACUCCUGUGCGAACAGCACUCCUCACCUCUCAUUGUGUGAGCUGACAUUUCCUCAUAUAAUGCUGUUUCCAAGCUCUGUCACUUCCUCACAUGUAGAAAGAACAACCUUCAACAUAAUAUGCAAAAUUAACCUUUCUGAAAGAGGCGAGGUAUAUGUGACCCUGCCUAGGAGUAAUGCAGUUCACAUUGCACUGAAUGUCUUUUUACUCUCACCAGCAAUCACCUGAGAGAUCAAAAGACAUUCUUCAUUCAAUGGACACAGACCUUUAAAGAGCCAUUGAAAAAUCUCUGUCAUGUUUGAUAUUUCUUGAGUUAUAUAAUGAAAUCGCAGUCAUGAACCAUAUGGAAAAAAUAUGUUGUUUUAGCAAUGGAACAAUUCUAUGCUUGAGGGUAGAGCAGAUUAGGGCUGCGACUGUCAUUUAAUUAAGAACAUGCUUCCUGUGGGCUUUACUUCACAUAGCUCAGAAUUCUGAAUGUGUACAUGUCUUUCCACUGCAACUCAAACAGAAUGAACAGU